AUGCUGGCGCCGGACGACGCGGAGCUGGAGGAAGAGCUGGCGGCGAAGGCUGUGGUGGAACUUUGCACUCUGGCGCCGCAGCUUGGCGUGCCGCAGAGGGCUGGCGGUAUCAACUUGGCGAAAGCUCAACUGGCUGACUCUGUGCUGCAGAAGCUGACCGAGCAGGAGCCUAUCCCGGAGCCAGCAGCACGGGAGCCAGAGCCGGCUGCCCAGGCGGGCGAUGAUUUGCAAGUGCAAGCGAGCGGACGUGCGAGUGAGCCCGACAGCGCUGCCCGCGUGUUGGCAGCAGCGCGCGUUGCAGACUGGAGCGGCCAAGUGGAGAACGUCUUGAUUGGCGGCGAGCGCUUGGCGGUGCUGGCGAAGGUGGGUGACGAGCAGCAGGUCGCAAAGCUGAUCGAAGAGAAGGGCGCGCAGGCGCUCUGCUUCAAAGGAGAAAAGCACCUCGUCACUUGCCACCAAGAGGUGUUUCCUUAUGCAGCCAUUCAGAAUGCCAAGCCUUUCGCGGUGGAGGCGUUCUGCCACUUCAAGAGCUGCCACCUCUUCAGCAUGUCCGUCCCAGCGCAUGUGACGGCAGACGAUGGCCCUGAAUGCCGGGAGCACGGUCUCGACAUUGACACCGAGUGCAACGCUACCAGCGCUACCAACGCUGCCGCUGACAGCCAUGGGAAUGGAGCAGUUACUGGAGUCAGCAGUCAGCAGCGGAGGACGAGCCACAGCCACAACGGCUGCUCAGCGCAAUCCGGCAAGGUGUUGCCCAAGUACGGCUUUGAGGGGAGCCCCACGGGCGUCUUCGACAUGAUGCAGCAGUUCGAACGUGGCGAGGUGCUGCGCAGUGAGGACUUCCAGCGUCAAGGCUGGCAGCUCAACCAGCUGCUCUUCUCGGAAGCCGAGCCGGAGAAAGGCGGCGUGCAGUCAACACACGCAACACGGGCGCGGUCGGCAGCGCUGCGAGAGGAGGAGGUGGAGGUUACCGUGAAGCUGGCAGUGGGGGAGGAGAGCAAGGUGAAGGUCACGGUGAAGAGUAGCGCGACCAUCCAAGAUGUGCAGGAAGCGUUGGCCGAAAGGUUGGGGCGGCCCGAGAUCCUCAAGUCCUGCCAGCGGAAUUUCUUAGUUCUGGGCGUGGACAACCUGGAGGGCAUUGCUCGCACGUGUCAGUGGCAGAUCAGCAUGCUGCAAAGUGUAUCCAGCUUGCUGCGCGUCGUGUGCUCGUGCGCGGGUGCCUUGCAGUCCUCCAACCUUGAGCACCUCGGGGUUCACCCUUCAAACCGGGACGGGCUCGGAGUCAAUGCCGGGGAUGUGCGAGACUUGCUGGACUCUAUCGCUACCGUGGGCAUUUUGCCGGAGCGAGUCAACCGGGUAGCAGUGGAGAUCAAGGGCGAUCGCGUUCGGCAAUUCAACUCCACGCUGGUGGCCUUCGCCGGCAGCGCCCUCGACCAGUUGGAGCCGGCGUUGCUCAAGGCCGCCGCCCUGCGCGGAGCGCAAACGAAUUUCGUGCUGCGGAACUGCGUUCAUGCGCGACAUCCCUCGAUACGGAAGUUGCUCAAGAAUUUCCUGAAUUCCUUCGCCUGCUUCAGCAGUACGGCAAUACCUCAUUGGAGAGGGGGAAUCCAAGUGCUGUGA
Molecule: messenger RNA, 1620 nt
Organism: Effrenium voratum
Lineage: Eukaryota; Dinophyceae; Suessiales; Symbiodiniaceae
Source: the annotation of a GenBank genome assembly